Molecule: messenger RNA, 7249 nt
Organism: Salvelinus fontinalis (brook trout)
Lineage: Eukaryota; Metazoa; Chordata; Actinopteri; Salmoniformes; Salmonidae
Product: aquaporin-11-like
Exons: 3
Coding region: 150-968 (272 amino acids)
Biological process (GO): transmembrane transport
Cellular component (GO): membrane; cytoplasm
Molecular function (GO): channel activity
Source: RefSeq, a predicted model, not a curated record
GCAACUUCCGUUUGUCGAGCCAUUCGGCUCGCGGCGGAGGACUUUGAUACAUGUUGUCACUGACUACACAGGGAGGUGCAUUAAAUUACCCAAAUUUACGGUUGUUGAGAGAAGCGGAAAAAUAAACGAACAAACUAAUUUCUCCGAGAAUGACAGACUUGGGGAUUUCACUGGCACUAUUGGCGACAACAGUACUUCUCUGCGAGGCGACGCGCAGACUGAUCUCGCGCCUCUUCUCUGGCAAGGAUUAUGCGAUUUACCUAGUGGAAAUUGUCUCGACCUACCAGCUCUGUGCAUGUACGCACGAACUCAAAGUCCUGGGCGAAGUUGGCAGAAUCGAACCGCAUAUAGCACUCACACUGACUUUCAUAAUCACGGUGGUCCACGUAAUAACUUUUCACGGGGCGUUCGCCAACCCAAAUGGUGCUAUCGAGAACGUUUACCGCAAGAAUAUCACAGGGAAAACUGCGGUGGCGCGCAUAACUUGUAUGUUUAUAGGUGGGAAAGCUGCGCAGCUCCUCGUGCCCCACAUUUGGUCCUUGGGUCUAUCCGACCACCACAUCAGGCACAAAAGGUUCGGAUUUAAAUGCUUCAGUCCCAUCAAUGGGUCCCUGUUGGAGGCCGCUGGUGUGGAGCUGGCUUGCACUUUCGCUGUCCAAGCCGCAGUCCUCCACAUUAAUAAACUAGACGAGAGAUUCCACGCCCCUGUCAUCGCUGCCGUCAUUACAUCACUGGUUUACUCAGGGGGUCAUAUUUCAGGGGCUGUUUUCAACCCAAUCAUGGCCUUCUCCGUCCAGUUCCCCUGCAGUGGACACACCUUCCUGGAAUAUGCUUUUGUCUACUGGCUAGGACCAGUCAUAGGCAUGGCAAUGUGCAUCCUGCUCUUUGACAAAAUCAUCCCACUCCUAUCUGGGAAAAGCACAAUGGGCCUGGGCAUCCCUGUUGUCCAGAAGAAGAAGAUACAGUAACACACAACUGAGAUUGUGGCUUAGCCCUCUGAGGAGGCCCUUUUAUAUAUGGAUGGUGCCAGGGCGGCCAUUCGUUUUUGAUCAUUAUGGUCACCUUAACAUGACUAGGUCUAAGGGCGUUCACACAUACUAAGUCUUAACUUUGAUAAUUUUACCCCCCCCCACCCCCCAAAAAAGAAACUAGUGGGCAUAAAUCUAUAAUCUAUCGAAUUAUCAAUAUUGGUGCCUGCCACAAACAAAAAACAGUAUUCUGUCUAUGCUUAGGGCUAAGUGCUCAUCCAUGCAACAAACAGUUGCUACUCAUUUUCAAUUUAUGCUGCCCUAAAGAAGGGCCAUAACAUAAGCUGUUGAUCAGUAAAACAUUUUUACUUAAUGUAAGAUUUUUAUAUGGAAAAUGUGCUGAGAAAAGGCUCCCUGGACUUUGUCAUUAUGCAAUAUUUGUCAUUAGUGCAGGGUUACCUCUAAUGGCAUAACAUGUUCCUGUAUGAAACUAUCCGAAACUGUCAUGACCUCAUGAACUGAAAUUAACCUUCUACUAUGGAUGACUACAGCAAUGGCAUAUAAUGCAUUCGGAAAGUAUUCAGACCCCUUGACUUUUUCUAUUGUUACGUUAGCCUUAUUCUAAAAUGUAUUAAAAAUGUUUUUUCCCCCUCAAUCUACACACACAACACCCCAUAAUGACAAAGCAAAAACAGGUAUUGACAUUUUUGCUCAUUUAUAAAAAUAGGGAAAUAUGACAGUUAUAUAAGUAUUCAGACCCUUUACUCAGUACUUUGUUGAAGCACCUUUAGCAGCGAUUACAGGUAUGCGGUCAGCUGUAGGGCUGGCUCAGGGAAGAGGACGCCCCUGCCUUGCAUAGUCCCGUGGGAAAUCUUAAUUGGGCAUGGGACACAAGCUAAAGCUUGAUCACCCUUUAGCUGGCCACCUUUGAUGAGGGUGUUUAGUGAUUAAAGGCCGAAACACCCACUGAUUCGAAGGCACACUACUGAUGAUGUGUCCCAAAAUUGACAUCUUAACCCAGUCUAAGAAAUAAACCUCCCAUGCCACUCUGUCAACAUCACGGAAAAUCUCAUGUGAGUGCAUACCAUCUAUUGGCACAAUGGACAGUUUCAACAUCUCGUCCCGUGUUUUAUGAUUCUGAUUCGAGUCUUCUUGGAUAUAACGCUACAAGCUUGCCACACCUGUAUUUGGGGAGUUUCUUCCAUUCUUCUCUGCAGAUCCUCUCAAGCUCUGUCAGGUUGGAUGGGGAGUGUUGCGGCACAGCUAUUUUCAGGUCUCUCCAGAGAUGUUCAAUCAGGUUCAAGUCCGGGCUGCUCAAUGACGUCCAGAGACUUGUUCCAAAGCAACUCCUACGUUGUCUUGGCUGUGUGCUUAGAAUCAUUGUCCUGUUGGAAGGUGAACCUUCGUCCUAGUCUGACGUCCUGAGCAGUUUGGAGCAGGUUUUCAUCAAGGAUCUUUAUACUUUGCUCCGUUCAUCUUUCCCUCGAUCCUGACUAGUCUCCCAGUCCCUGCCUCUGAAAAACAUCCCCACUGCAUGAUGCUGUGUCGUGGAAAUUCAUGUAUACUGAGAGAGAUUUGGACAAUUAUUCAAACAAAUCAAUCUUUAACAUUGAUUCAUUAUUGCAAUAAUGAAGCUGGUCGACCGCACACUCUGAAGUGUGUGUUGCAGAGAGCUUAACCUUCCAGAGGAAUCCUGGUUCUUAUAUAGCCAACAUUAAAUGCUUAGUCAUGGCUGGUUCCACCCCUCCCAUGCAGAUCAGGAGACUCAGACACUUUGGGUUCAUCUUGUGAUUAUCUGCACCUGGUGCCGUUUUAACCCCCAACCCAGCUUUGUUUCUAAAUCAUCCUUUUAUUUGGGCAACUGAGGGAUUUUGUUCUACUCCUCCAGGCUCUCUGUUACACCCACCACAUCUUGUCUAUAGAAUACAGUCUUUAGGUUUUAUCACCAAGUCAACGGUCAGCUCAAGCUCUCUAGUGACCAUACGCUUAGAUUAGCUGCAAGGAGCUAGAGUGUAGACCAUAAAAACAUAUCAUUAGAACAGAAAUGUCCCACUUUUUCAAAUAUAUAAUUAUUAAAUAUCAAACAAAUCAGGUAAACACGGAAUUUCUCACAGCUGCCACCACCAUGCUUCACCGUAGGGAUGGUGCCUGGUUUCCUCCAGACGUAAUGCUUAGCAUUCAGGCCAAAGAGUUCAAUAUCGGUUUCUUCAGACCAGAGAGUCCUUUAGGUGCCUUUUGACCACCUCCAAGCGGGCUGUCAUAUGCCUUUUACUAAGGAGUGGUUUCCAUCUGGCCACUACCAUAAAAAGGCCUGAUUGGUGGUGUGCUGCCGAGAUGGGAGAACCUUCCAGAAGGACAGCCAUCUCCAAAGAGGAACUCUGGAGCUCUGUCAGAGUGACCAUUGGGUUCUUGGUCACCUCCCUGACCAAGGCCCUUCUCCCCCGAUUGCGCAGUUUGGCCCGGCGACCAGCUCUAGGAAGAGUCUUGGUGGUUCCAAACUUCUUCCAUUUAAUAAUGAUGGAGGCCACUGUGUUCUUGGGGACCCUUCAAUGUUAAGAAAAUGAUUUGGUACCCAUCCCCAGGUCUGUGACUCGACACAAUCCUGUCUCGGAGCUUUAUGGAGAAUUCCAUCGACCUCAUGGCUUGGUUUUUGCUCUGACAUGCACUGGCAACUGUGGGACCUUAUAUAGACAGGUGUGUGGCUUCCCAUUUGAAUUUACCACAGGUGGACUCCAAGUUGUAGAAACAUCUCAAAGGAUGAUCAAUGUAAACAGGAUGCACCUGAGCUCAAUUUUAAGUCUCAUAGCUUUGUCAUUGUGUGUAGACUUGAGUACAUGUUUAUUUAAUCCAUUUUAGAUUUAGGCUGUAAUGAAACCAAAUGUGUAAAAAGUUAAGGGGUCUGAAUACUUUCCGAAUGCACUGUACCAUGUUGUUGUUGUCGUAUGGACCUUAUACCCUGGAUGACUACAACAUACUCAAUAUGAGCAGAAUGAAAAGACAUGUCCCUAAGGGAGAGGUUAUACAGACAUGCUGGUGCCCAAAUUGAUGUCUGUCGAGCAGCAAGAGCAGUGGAGACAAACAUUUGGUUCAGACGGAAACCUGGUCUCAGACUAAUCCGAGACACUCAGUAUGAUAAGUUACAUAAGACAAAUGGCAAAAACAAAAAGUACGGUAGUUGGUUGGGGUGGAUGGGUGAUAGACGUUCGAUAUACUAUCAACCCAAAGGCUGCGAGCUCGAAUCAGACAAAUUUGAGCUAAUUAGCAACUAACUGAUUUACUACUUUUCAUGUUAGGGGAAGGGUUAGCUAACUCUUUAACCUAACUCCUGAACUUAACGUUAGCCACCUAGCUUGAAUUUGUUUCAUACAUUUUGCAAAUUCGUCACACAUGGUACGUUUUAGCAAAUUAUUAACAUAAGAAUUGAAAUUCGUAACAUACGAAAUUGGUGGUGGACGUUCAAACAUACUAAAACAUACUAAAAUUACAUUCAGAAUAAUAAGAAAUGCUCUGACCACAGCUCAGCUGCAGCUAGUCGUCCUGAGCCCUUCAGCUAGCUAGCUAGUUUAAUGAUUGUGGCUAGUAACUUCAGCUAGAAUUGGAAACUUGUCUAAGUUGGGACUUUUCAGAAGCAUCCAGUUAAAAUCGGAGUAAUAGUUUAUUUAAUUAAAACAUUUGAACGCUAGAUGCUCACUACAAUAAAAAUUUGCUUUAGCAGUCACCCUGGCCUGAUUACCUACACUGCUCACUAGAUAGUGUAGCCAGACUGUUUCAUGGUAACAUCCAGAUGUUUAUGACGAAUAUUACAAGUUAAUUCUCAUGUAGGCUGCUAUCCUCCUCAAAAUAAAAUCAAGUGUGACUAAACAAAUUGGAGAUUGUGACCAAAACAAGUUAUUUCUCCCUCAUCCAUUGACAAACAGCACGUUUAUUUACAAGGGCUUAUCAGGACGACUGACUGAACCAAACCCAUUUGUCUCUACACUCGACCCUCAACUGCGUGACAUACAGAGCGAUGCAAAAGUAUUCAACCCUUUGGCAUUUUUCCUAUUUUGUUGCAUUACAACCUGUAAUUUAAAUGUAUUUUUAUUUGGAUUUCAUUUAAAGGACAUACAAAAAGUCCAAAUUGGUGAAGUGAAAAAGAUUAUAUUAGACAUUUUUGAAACUUAAAAGUGGUACAUACAUAUGUAUUCACCCCCUUUGCUAUGAAGCUCCUAAAUAAAAUCUGGUGCAACCAAUUACCUUCAGAAGUCACAUAAUUAAAUAAAGUCCACCUGUGUGCAAUCUAAGUGUCACAUGAUCUCAGUAUACACGUUCUGAAAGGCCCCAGAGUCUGCAACACCACUAAACAAGGGGCACCACCAAGCAAACGGCACCAUGAAGACCAAGGAGCUCUCCAAACAGGUCAGGGACAAAGUUGUGGAGAAGUACAGAUCAGGGUUGGGUUCUAAAAAAAUAUUCUAAACUUUGAACAUCAGAGCACCAUUGAAUUAAUUAUUUUUACAUAAAGGGAAAUAUUGCACUACAAUAAACCUGCCAAGAGAGGGUCGCCCAUCAAAACUCAUGGACCAGGCAAGGAGGGCAUUAAUCAGAGGCAACAAAGAGACCAAAGAUAACCCUGAAGGAGCUGCAAAGAUCCACAGCGGAGAUUGGAGUAUCUGUCCAUAGGACCACUUUAGCUGGGCUUUACAGAAGAGUGUCAAGAGAAAAGCCAUUCCUGAAAGAAAAAAUUAGCAAAUAUGUUUGGUGUUGGCCAAAAGGCAUGUUGGAGACUCCCCAAACAUAUGGAAGAAGGUACUCUGGUCAGGUGAGACUAAAUUUGAGCUUUUUGACCAUCAAGGAAAAUGCUGUCUGGCAUUAACCCAACACCCCAAGAACCCUAUCCCCACAGUGAAACAUGGUGGUGGCAGCAUCAUGCUGUGGGGAAGUUCUUCCAUUGGCAGGGACUGGGAAACUGGUCAUAAUUGAAGAAAUAAUGGAGGGUGCUAAAUAAAGGGAAAUUGAGGGAAACCUGUUUCAGUCUUCCAGAGAUUUGAGACUGGGACGGAGGGUCACCUUCCAGCAAGACAAUGACCCUAAGCAUACUGCUAAAGCAACACUUGAGUGGUUUAAAAAGGGAAACAUUUAAAAUGUUCUGGAAUGGCCUAGUCAAAGCCCAGACCUCAAUCCAAUUGAGAAUCUAUGGUAUGACUUAAAGAUUGCUGUACACAAGCGGAACCCAUCCAACUUGAAGGAGCUGGAGUGGUUUUGCCUUGAAGAAUGGGCAAAAAUCCCAGUGGCCAGAUGUGCCAAGCUUAUAGAGACGUACCCAAAGAGACUUGCAGCUGUAAUUGCUGCAAAAGGUGGCUCUACAAAGUAUCGACUUUGGGGCAGUGACUAGUUAUGCACGCUCAAGUUCUGUUUGUCUCAUUUCUUGUUUGUUUCACAAUAAAUAAAUAUAAAAAGGUGUGUAAAUCAAAUGAUACAAACCUCCCCAAAAAAUAAAUCUUAAUUCCAGGUUGUUAAGGCAACAAAAUAAGAAAAAUGGCCAAGGUACUGUACAUCCAUUUGGGCACCAGGCCUCUCCCUAAUAUCAUCAGUCAUUGUGACAUACCUCAGAAGAAAGAAAUUCUGCGUCACAAAUGGAGCCAGGCGUUUGCAGCCCCUCAAGUUUAAUAUGAACUUUCUGUUCCAAACGAUGGAGUACCUUAGUCUUUGCAUGUGUGCUGGAUUUUCAACAAGCGUCAACUGUCCCAUUUUAGAGUCAUGGUACCAUUCCAGGUAUAAAUGUCUAAAAACAAGGGUUAUGUUAUGACUAGUCUGGAUCAUGAUGAUUAGACAUUUAAGGGGUCAUAUGUUCAUGUCAAACAAUGCAUUAUAACUGCAAACUAAUGUUUAGGCAGACCCGGGCAUUACCUUAUUGCAGUUACAUAACAUGGAGUCUUUGAAAUGGCAUCCUAUUCCCUAUAUAUAGUGCACUACUUUUGACCACAGCCCUAUAAGCCCUGGUCAAAAGUAGUGCACCACACACACACACUAGUGAAUAGGGAGCCGUUUUAGACAGUCAUAGAAAACACAAAAAAAUGCCUCUAAUCAAUCACUACUCCACAUGUUGAUUGUAGAAUGAAUUCUACAAUGCUGUUUGGCCAGCAGUACCUCGGUAGCUUCUCAGGCCAAAGAAGAGUAUUCCAUUUGUUAAAUGAUGCAUAUAGAUUGUUUUGUUCUUUAAGAGAGCUGUAUUGUUGUCAGUGGUGAUUGUGCUACAUAAUACAAAAAUAAACGUCUUUUUUUAAAGGACAUGAGGAUUA